Messenger RNA from Procambarus clarkii (red swamp crayfish), 2371 nucleotides. It is a transcript of the gene Arpc4, whose product is annotated as Actin-related protein 2/3 complex, subunit 4. Gene Ontology annotation, cellular component: Arp2/3 protein complex; actin cytoskeleton. The record is from RefSeq and is a predicted model, not a curated record. Gene Ontology annotation, molecular function: actin filament binding. Gene Ontology annotation, biological process: actin filament polymerization; Arp2/3 complex-mediated actin nucleation. Lineage: Eukaryota; Metazoa; Arthropoda; Malacostraca; Decapoda; Cambaridae.
UAAUGUGUGUGGGAGGAGACGGGAGGCGCAGGCCGGAGCCACGAGGGUUGGGACGACCCGGGGCCACCACCACCACCACAGAUAAGUGACAGGAAGCUUACCGCUUGACGAGUCUUAGAUUGAUCGUCGCUGUGCUCGUCCUCUUGCAAUCAGUCAUCAUGUCAGCCACGUUACGUCCCUAUCUGAAUGCUGUACGGCACACACUUUCUGCUGCCAUGUGCCUUCAGAAUUUCAACUCUCAAGUUGUAGAAAGACAUAAUAAGCCAGAAGUAGAGGUUAGAUCAAGUAAGGAGCUCUUGAUGACUGCUGUUGUUGUUAGUCGAAAUGAAAAAGAGAAAGUUCUCAUAGAACCGUCCAUCAACUCCAUCAGGAUUUCCAUCUCUAUUAAACAAGCAGAUGAUAUUGAACGUAUUCUUUGUCAUAAAUUUAUGAGAUUUAUGAUGAUGAGAGCUGAAAAUUUCAUAAUUUUACGAAGAAAACCUGUACAGGGCUACGACAUAUCUUUCCUCAUAACAAACUUCCACACUGAGCAAAUGUUCAAACAUAAACUGGUAGACUUUGUCAUUCACUUCAUGGAGGAGAUUGAUAAAGAGAUUUCGGAGAUGAAAUUGGCAGUGAAUGCUCGAGCAAGAGAAUGUGCCAUGGAAUACUUAAAAAGGUUCUGAGUGGUAAUGAAAAUUUUAAUGGGACAGCAAUGUCAAAUCAUCGGCGAUGAGGUAAAUGGUGUGUUUUGCCUUAACCUUCACCUAGCGUCUCAUGUUUGAAAAACAAACUGUUUAUGACCUUGAUUUUGAUGUGUAAUGCAAUAAUUUACAGUGGCUUGUUUUAUUUUAUAUUCAGAAGAUUGCAAUUUCUAAAAUUAAUAUAAAAUACUUUUCAGUUAAUAUUAAUAGUGACACAAAGUUCCUUCUGUUACACACAUGAAAUGAAGUUUUGUUAUGUUUGUGAAGGAAGGACUAUUCGCAACAAAAUAUUGGAGGGGCACUGCAAUACUGUAGUUAUAUAUCAAACGAACCAUUCCAGAUUUGUUUUUUUUAUCUUUCCCUCUUCCAAGUUGUAUAGCAUAUAAGAUGUACUUUUAUACUGGUUGUCAAAGGAAGAGUUAUGCAAGAUUGGCAAGAUUUUUGUCUCUGCUGCUCUCUUGUUAUAGCUUAAGGUAUGAUACAACAAUUUUGUUCAUGGAUGAUAGUUUCAUUUGUUCAGUGCAUCAUACUUAAAAGUAUACAGUAUAUUUAGUAGCUGAUAUUGAAGAAAUCUUUAAACCAACAGUGUCUUCAUUGGGAAAUAGUAUCUACAGCAGCACAGAUGAUAGUUUAGUUAAUGACAAUUGCAGUCAUGAUGCUAAUGUAAGUAAUUAAGUCAAGUUUAAACUUGUUUAAUUUACUUAAUAAAAUAAUGAGCAUUGUCAUUAUUAGACAUGCUAUUUAAACCUGGUAAAGAAUGCUGUCAUUUGCAACUGAUCACCAUUUUAUACAUUAUCAAUUUUUUUUUAUAUUUAGGUAAUUAAUUGUUGGUGGUGUAUUGAUAGAUCAUUUUAGAUCAUUAAGUACUGCAUCCCACACAUUUGAUAUGAAAGGAAAGUGACAUUUUGGUCCAUCAUGGUUCCUUAAGUUGAAAGUGAUGUUACGGGAUCCUGGACAGACCAAAACAUCAUAAUCUUAUCGUCAUAUAUGAAAUGCAAGUAAUUUGUUUUCAGUACAUUAUUGCGACUUGUUCUCUGCAUGUACCAUAAGAAACUGAACAGUGGCUUCCUGUGCUAGUAUGACAGCUAAUCCAUUGACUGUUGUAUCAAAAGAACUUAUAUUUAACCAAAUUGUGAAGUAUUUGGAUUUAAUUUUUUUUUAUUAUGCAGGUUAAUGUUAAAUUAUUCAGCAUACUUAUAUAUCUACAGUACAAGCACUGAACUUUUUUUUUUUCAAGUUCAUACCUGUCAUUGUGUUAAAUUUGAGGAAUAAAAGUUUUCCUCGGCGAGUUGAUUGUCAUUAGCGUAUAUCUGUUUUUAAUAAUGUCUUAUUAUUCCUAAUUAUUUCAGCAACGCCAAAAAUUAAUUUGGUUGCAUGUAAAUCACGCACAAUAAAUCUGAAACUUAAGAUUUUUAGGCAGAGCAAAAUCAGUUGUCAUUCCCCUGUCAUUGGUUAAGUAUUAUAAGGAAUAGUUCGAAAACUACUAGUCUUAUUUGGAGUGACAUCGGUAUGUCUUUGUUAUAUUUUCAUAGCCCUUUUUGCACUGUAUUUUAUCUUUGAUGUUGACAAGACAAUUUUAAGAUUUUAUUAAUUUUGGAAAUUUGAUUUACGAAUGGUAUAUUGAAUUGAUUUAUAUAGUUAUUUGGCUCUUUGGAGCUGCAUGUUGGAAAUACAUGUGUAAUAAUUAA